Messenger RNA from Centropristis striata (black sea bass), 714 nucleotides. Its product is annotated as growth arrest and DNA damage-inducible protein GADD45 gamma-like. The record is from RefSeq and is a predicted model, not a curated record. Gene Ontology annotation, biological process: regulation of cell cycle. Lineage: Eukaryota; Metazoa; Chordata; Actinopteri; Perciformes; Serranidae. Bases 16 to 438 code for a protein of 140 amino acids. Gene Ontology annotation, cellular component: cytoplasm; nucleus. The transcript has 3 exons.
GAACUGUGAGCUAAAAUGCAGUCUCCUGGAAAAUCACUGAAGGAAGCUUUGCUCUGUGCUCAGAACGAGGAUCGACUCACUGUCGGAGUCUACGAGAGCGCUAAAAUUAUGACUGAUGACCCGGACAGCGUGUCUUUCUGCGUCCUGGCCGUGGAUGAGGAGUUUGAGUGUGACAUCGCUCUGCAGAUCCACUUCACCCUCAUCCAGUCCUUCUGCUUCGACAACGACAUCAGCAUCGUCAGAGUGAGCGACAUGCAGCGUCUGGCUGAGAUUGUUGGUGACAAGUCGGAGCAGCUGGAAGAUGCGCACUGCGUCCUCAUCACGAACCCAGCUGACGGGUCUUGGGAGGACCCUGCUCUGGAGAAGCUGCACCUGUUCUGUGAGGAGAGCCGCCGUCUGAACGACUGGGUCCCCGAGAUCAGCCUGCCCGAGCGUUGAUCCGGGGCCUCGGCUCCUCUCUGUUGCUCAGAUGCUGUGAAGCUUCUUAUCUGGAAAUACUCAUCCUGAACAGGAUGACCCUGUUUCUACUCAUCCCUGGAUACUCCUGAGGAGGAUUCCCGUCCAGGCAGCACGGCGCCGGCCCGAGGGGCCCCCCGUGAACCGUCGCCUCUUGUCCCGUCCAUGCCAAGAUGACUCUCAUUCUUUAUGUGAAUGAGGUCAGGUAUGCCACAAGAGCGACACAUCGACCCUCAUUCUUUGUGCGGAUGAGGUUUG